Messenger RNA from Paramacrobiotus metropolitanus, 2390 nucleotides. RefSeq names its product BTB/POZ domain-containing protein 3-like. The transcript has 7 exons. NCBI's taxonomy places the organism in Eukaryota, Metazoa, Tardigrada, Eutardigrada, Parachela, Macrobiotidae. The record is from RefSeq and is a predicted model, not a curated record. Bases 943 to 1668 code for a protein of 241 amino acids. Gene Ontology annotation, molecular function: protein binding.
UAUAAAUCUCACUUACAAUUGUUAUCGUUAGUUUGAUUUUGCAAUCACACUCACAUACGAUUCUACGAGUAUACCUAAUUGCCACCUUUUUAGAACUUAACAUUUCCGUCACAUUUACCAAAUCGUUGGAAAUUUAUACUGAUAUCGAAUUUUUAUUGAAUCAUAUUCCGCCAUCACCAGUACCGACCUUAUGAAUUCAGCGAUGUGACGAAAUGUUUCAGGAUACACCGUACUGCGCCGACAGUGCUGGCGCUCAGUGCGCUCUGCUGUGGGCCGGGUGUCUUCUUGCAGUUUUGCUAACUGGAAAAUAGGCACGGCGUAUCCUUUCGGCUUCAGUUUUUCAGGCAGAAAACAAGAUAAUACGAUUAGUACUCGUAUUAACUAUUAAGUAUAAACACUGCAUGCACUCUUCAAACCAAGCCGCCUUAAAAAUUCGGAAAAGUCUCGGAACUUUAGCUCUUCCGUGUCCCCGCACUAUGAUUUUCUUAAUUUCGAAGAGGGUUUGUAAUAAUGUACUACGCAAAAGUACUGUAAAUGUGUGAAAAUGAUGGUGACCUACCGUUGGAUGUCAUCACUCUCGGAAGGGCGGCUGCCAUGGUGACAGUUGGACAGACAUGAGUUUUUGUCUGCUUUCUCAGCAGAUCCCUUUUCUUUUCUAUGUCUAGCCUCCCAGAAAUGAGUUUCUGCAUUCAGUAAUAUGAUCCAUAAUACUGCACAGUUAUAGUAAGUUCUUGAUACAAGUAUUAUCAUUUUUAAUAAUUUUGAAGUCAAAGCCACAGUGCCUUUAAACCUUUACGAACAAACGCAGUCCCUAGGAGGCUGGCUUACCACCUGAAUCCACCACCCUGGCGCGGCGUGUACAUUAUGCUAGGUCUUUGCAUGCUGCGUGAUAAAGAGUAAAGACCAUAAAGUGCCACUGUGCAGUUCUUCGUUUGCCCAACGAUGUCUUCAAAUGCAGUUUCCUCGUCCCCUAAGGCACCAGAGUGCCAAGAGUCUGGCUGUGACUUCAUGAAACUGCUGAAGCAGACAUUUGCGAGCGGAGAACUCAGCGAUGUGUGUUUCGCAGUGGGACGCGACUUUGGUAAUGCACAGAACUUUCCCGCACACAAACUUAUCUUGAGCAUCCGCAGCGCAGUGUUUCGAACGAUGUUCUACGGAAGCCUGCCAGAAAACUGUGACAAGGCUAUCAGCAUUCCCGAUAUUCAUCCAGAUGCGUUUGCCAAUAUGCUCAGUUUCGUGUACACGGAAGCAGUUGAGAAUCUCACGUCUGACAACGUUUUCGCCACCAUGAGCUGUGCGGACAAAUACGAUCUACCGCAGCUGGUGCGGAUUUGUUCUGACUUCAUCGGGAGCCAUUUAAAUGCCGAGACCUGCCUAGCCACUUUGCAACAGGCUGUUUCUUGGCAUGCUGACAGCAUCGUGGAGAAAUGCAUGGGUGUCCUGGAGGCGAACACUGUGGCGAUUCUGCAGUCGGAUCAAUUCACCGCCAUCUCACAGGAUACAUUGAAAAGCAUAUUACAGAGCGACACACUGUCUGCGAAGGAGCACGCUGUCUACUUAGCCGUUGAACGGUGGGCAUCAGCAGCCUGUGCGCGCAACGCUCUGGAUGCGCUAAUCGUCGCCAGGUACUGGGUGACGCUUUGUUUCUUGUACGCUUUCCGCUCUUGACUGGCGCCCAACUGGCUGAUGGUCCCUGUAAGAGCGGUCUGCUAACUGAGCUGGAGCUGUGGAGCCUGUUCAUGUAUCAGAAUGCCGCGGUGAAGCCACCAAAUCUAGCGUUUCCGACGGAGCGCCGAACAGGAGUCGGUAAAGCCUUUGCGGUGGGAGACGCAGUGUUUGUGCUUCAGAAUAGCACGUGGUGGAUUCCAGCCACCAUAAAUCAGGUCCAGUCGGAACGUAUUUCGUUUACUUGUUAUAAUAACGGCGGCGAGAAAAAUUAUGCAAGGGCAGACCAGGUAAUUGCUGUUAAGGACAUUCUGAAGACAGGCCAGGUGGUGUAUGUGCGUUCGGCGGGGCAAUAUGGAAAAUACGACCAUGCAGUGGGGGAUGACCAUCGGAUUACUGUGAAUGGAAGUCUGGUUGUGGGAAUCACGGAUUUGCUGCUGCGGCAAGGUGAUGUAGUGUCAUGGAAGGCGAAGAAUAGGAAUUGAUGUUUACAAGUUGUGUUUAAAGUUUUAACUGUUUCUCCACGUUUUAUGACUGAAAGUUUGAUUUCCUUAGUUUCGUAUUUUGCAAAAAUCGUGACUUUUGUGUUCUGAUCGAGUUUAACAUUCCUAGUGUGUAAAUAACCGCUUUUUAAUAAAACUCUGCGCGCUUUUUGCAUGGCAUUUGCGUUAUUAGCGUUCUCAGUUGAAUCCCAGAUGCAUUGUGCAGUGCAGUCCAGAGCAAUG